AAACAAAAAAAAAACACUUAAAAGCUCAUUUUCUCUCACUUUCUCUCUCAGCUUACGAACAAGAAAAAAAGAAGAAUCUUUAGUCACCUUUGAGAUCAAAAGAUGAACAUCGCUCACACCAUCUUCGGCGUUUUCGGAAAUGCAACUGCUCUGUUUCUGUUCUUGGCUCCUUCGAUAACAUUCAAGAGAAUCAUCAAGAACAAAUCCACCGAACAGUUCUCUGGUAUCCCUUACCCAAUGACUCUCCUCAACUGUCUCCUCUCCGCUUGGUAUGGACUUCCCUUUGUGUCAAAAGACAACACACUUGUGAGCACAAUCAAUGGAACAGGAGCAGUGAUUGAAACAAUCUACGUGUUGAUCUUUCUCUUCUACGCACCAAAGAAGGAGAAAGUUAAGAUCUUUGGUAUCUUCUCUUGCGUUUUGGCCGUAUUCGCAACAGUAGCUCUCGUCUCUCUCUUUGCUCUCCAUGGAAAUGGUAGAAAACUCUUCUGUGGUCUCGCAGCUACUGUUUUCUCCAUCAUCAUGUACGCUUCUCCACUCUCCAUCAUGAGAUUGGUGAUAAAGACGAAGAGUGUAGAGUUUAUGCCAUUCUUUUUGUCACUCUUUGUCUUCCUCUGUGGUACUUCGUGGUUCGUUUAUGGUCUAAUCGGUCGUGACCCUUUUGUUGCAAUCCCAAAUGGGUUUGGAUGUGCAUUAGGGACACUGCAAUUGAUACUAUACUUCAUCUACUGUGGAAACAAAGGAGAGAAAUCUGCAGAUGCUGAGAAAGAUGUGAAGUCGGUGGAGAUGAAAGAUGAUGAGAAGAAGCAGAAUGUGGUUAAUGGGAAGCAAGACCUUCAAGUUUAAAGCUUUUGAGGAUGAUUUGGUUAUGUGAUUUCGUAUUAACUCUUCUUAAUUAGAGUUUUUCUUUUCGUUUUGUUGGAAUGUAAAAAAAAUGAUGCUGAAAA
Arabidopsis arenosa is the source of this 947-nucleotide messenger RNA. The record is from the annotation of a GenBank genome assembly. NCBI's taxonomy places the organism in Eukaryota, Viridiplantae, Streptophyta, Magnoliopsida, Brassicales, Brassicaceae.